AUGGAGGAACAAGAAAUCGAACAAAAGAGUGCCCUUGAAUGCAAUGGCAUCUUAGAAGUCGAGGCUGGACUCCCAAAAAAAUCUGCCACUAGUGUUAUCAGAGGUGUCACAAUAGCCUUGGGAGUCAUCCGGGCUAAACAAGUGCUAGGCAAAGUUAACGGGGGCAGUGUUAAUCUUGCUCCCAAUUGCUUUUUCUCAUCUCUCUGCGUUCGUACCAGGAAGGAGCAUGGGAUGAGGAAGUGA
Molecule: messenger RNA, 243 nt
Organism: Sphenostylis stenocarpa
Lineage: Eukaryota; Viridiplantae; Streptophyta; Magnoliopsida; Fabales; Fabaceae
Source: the annotation of a GenBank genome assembly